Molecule: messenger RNA, 5235 nt
Organism: Schistosoma guineensis
Lineage: Eukaryota; Metazoa; Platyhelminthes; Trematoda; Strigeidida; Schistosomatidae
Source: the annotation of a GenBank genome assembly
AUGUUCAAUAAUCUCAAAGGUCUUGUCAAGAAGGAAGGAACAAACAAGAGCUGUCGGUCAGAUUGUGGAAGCACUGAUAGUCGAGUUUCUUAUUCACGGUUCCUAGGCGAGUCAGAGAGAACUGAUGCUGAUAUUGCUUUUGAAAGACGAACAUCAUCCGUACAAUUAAAACCAACUUCAUCAUCAGUUAAAAGUAAUCAUGGGCGCAUUAAUGACAUCACUGAUAGUAACAGUGAUAGUAAUGUCUUUCAAAACAAGUCACCAACAUCAAAAGAAACAGAUAAUGUUAAAUUGUUAAAGUGUACUAAUCCAUUCGGUGAACUGGAUGAUUCUGAUUGUGGUUCUGUUAUGUCGUCAACUUUUUGGUUAUCUACAGAAACAUCUGAUAUUCAAUCACGUUGUCAACGUGUUUAUGAAAUGGCACGUAAUUACAAAAUUAAAUAUCAACAGCUUGUAGAGGCAUAUAAAGUUAUGGAAUCAGAAAGAAAUAAUCUACAACAGUUAUUAGCAUCACAUCAAACAAAAACAUCCAAAUCUGUAGAUGAGAUGUACAAGAAGCUUGAACUAGAUAAACAAACCAAAGAUGAAUUGGAAAGAGAUUUCCGUCAGCUUUUAUCUGAAAAAGAAGAAAUCAUAAAGUCAUUACGAUUGCAGUGUGAUCAACAGAAUAUCAAUAAAUUACGAUCUGAAUUAGCUGAUAGUAAACUAUCUCAAGCAGCAUUACAAGAACAAGUUCAAUGUUUAAAAGCACAAUUUUACAAUAAUUCAAAUACCGAAGAAACUGGCAUACAAAAUGAAUUUUCUAAUAAACUAUCAGUUAGUACAGAGUCAAAUUAUAUUCAUCAUUCCAAUGAAAUAAUCAACAAAAAUAAUGAACAAUCUAAUGAAAUCAAAUCAUUAUCUUGUCAACUAGAAGAAUUAAAUAAAAAAUUAGCUGAUUCUGAAGAUAUCAGAACACGUUUAGACAAAGAAGUUAAUGAAUUAAAAUCAACAUUAGCUUCUGUUAAAUCAGAAAUCAAUACAACAAUAAUAUCUGAUAAUCAAUUAAACAAUCAAUCAAUCAAUUCAGAAUUAAUCAAUUUAAAAUCAUUAAAUUCUGAAUUAACUAUUCAAUUAAAUGAAUAUCAAUUUAAAAUUGAACACCUUGAAUCAAUUCAAAUAGAACAAUUAAAACAAAUUGAUCUUAUGAAAUCUGAAUUAAAUUUAUGUAAAACUAUAAAAGAAGAAAAUAAUCAUUUUAAAAUUUAUUAUGAUAGUUUAUUAAAUCAAAUUAAACAAUUAAAAUUAAAUAUAUUUAAUUUAAAUAAUGAAAAAUUAAUUGAAUUAUAUCCUAUUGAUGAAAAUGAUUCAAUCAAUUUUAAUGAUUUAGAAAAUUUCAAAUUAUUCAUAGAAUUAUUAUUACAUCAUACAUUUAAAACUAUUGACGAAUUAAAACGAAUCCAUCAUAAUGAAAUCAAUAAUUUAUUAAGUCAAUUCAAUGAAUUACAAUCUAAAUGUAAUGAUAAACAAUCGAUUAUCGAUUGUUUACAAUCACAAUUAAUGAUAUCUCAAUCAAAUGAACAAAAACAAUUAUUAUUAAUCGAUGAACUUAAUGAAAAAAUCAAUAAUUUACAAGAUAAUUCUACAAAUGAUCAAAUUCAUAUAGAAGAUUAUUCAAAUUUACAAUUAAAAUAUAAAGAAAUUGAAUUACAAUUGAAUACAAUGCAAAAUCAAUUAAAAUCAACAAAUUUAUUAAAAGAAGAAGAAUUAGAAAAUCAAUUAUCUGAUAAUAAACAAUUCAAUGAAAAAAAUAAACAAAUCAUUGAAUCAUUAACUAAUAAUAAUAAUAAUAAUAAUAAUGAAAAUCAAUAUAUUGAUUUAAAUCAAAUGAUAAUUGAAUUAAAACAAGAUUUAAAUGUAUCUAAUGGAAAAUAUUUACAAUUAUUAGAUGAUUAUAAUAAUUUAAAUGAACAAUUAAUAAAUAAUGAAAAACAAUUACAAAUUAAUGAAAAUAAAUUCAUUGAUAAAUCAUUAAACGAGUUAUUAAUUAUUAAUAAUAAAUUAAAUAAUUAUCAAUUUAAAUUAAAUAAAAAAUAUAAAUCAGAAAUAAAUUUAUUCAAAUAUGAAAUGGAACACAAUCAAUUAUCUUUAAAUAAUCCGCAUUAUUUAGAAAUGGAUGUUUUAUUUAAAGAAAAUAUGAAUUUAUUGAAUGAAAAUAAAUCUCUUCAACAAACAUUGAAUACCACUAAAAAUCAGUUCGAAAGUAUGCAAUCUCAAUUCAUUAAUAAAUGUGCAUCAGAAUCAGUUUAUCAUAAUACAGAACUACAAAAUAUCCAAGCGGAACUUACAGAAGCUCAUAAACGUAUUGAAAAUUUGCAAUGUCAAUUGUACUCAUCAAUUGAACAGAAUACACGUCUUGCAAAGACAAUGGAAGAAGAACAUACUGAUACCUUAUCUGAAUAUCAACAACAUGUAUACGAAUUAAUAAGAUUGUCGAAUGAAGCUUGUGAAUUACUUCUUAAGCAGUCUGAACAAUUUAGUAGUAAAUUAAAUCCUAUCUGGAACAUACUUGAAACUGCUGAUCAGCGGCUCGCAUUGAUCAAUACCAAUGUUGACUCAAUACUUAUGGUAACAGGUAAACGUUUUCAAACCUACACAACUUCCAUCGAACAGUUACAAAACGAGCUGAAAAUUAUAAAAGGUGAUUUAAUUACGCGCAAUGAUGUUGUAAACAACUUAAACAUGGAAUUAGAAAAGAAACAAGAUGAGAUAAAUAACUUACAUUUAACAUUGGAUAAAUACAAUUCAUUCAAUCAAACAAUUCAUAAUUUCAUAUGUAAUGAUCAUCAUCAAUUAUGUCAAAAUUUAAUCAAACUAUGUCAGUCUAAAAUUACUUGGAUAGUAACUGAAAUGAAUGAGUCUAAACAAAACCUGAACAACACCGACAUCGAAAAUAAUAAUAGUAAUAAUAAUAAUGAACAAGACCUGUACAAUGAAUAUAACCAAAUUGAAUUAGAUGCCAGAACUUUAAAUGAAUCGUUUAAUACAAUUGAACAUUUGAUGUUUGCCAAUUUCAAUAGUGAAUGCAAUAUAAACUACUUAGAAUUAUUUUGUAAUUGGUUAAAUUCAGAAUCUUAUACAACGUUGACAGAUAAUCUUUUCAAGAAUUUUCAUAAAUUAGACAUAUUGGAUACACGUUCACAAAUAUUACACAAAGAAUUUAUAAAUAACUUUAAAAAUUCUAUUGUACAUAAUCAUCAAUCCAAUAUAGAUGAACUUCAUAUUCAAUUGGAUUCAUUAAAGAAUCAAUGUAAUGAAUUAAAUAAUCAAUUAAUUCAAUUACAAUUAAAUAAUCAAACAUUAAUAGAUGAUCAAAAGUUAACAGAUGACAAAUUCAAUUCAAUGGAAGUAUCUUUAAUGAAAGCAAAUCAAAUGAUUGAUGAAUUUAAACAAAAUGAAUUAAUUUUAAAAGAGAAUUAUACUAAUCAAUUGAAAUUAUUUGAAGAGAAUCAACAAACAAUCUGUGAUUUAAAUAAACAAUUAGAGUUGAUUACAGAAAAAUCUAAUCGUCUUUCUAAUGAGUUAACAGAAAAAGAAACUGUGCUUAAUAAUACAUUCGAAGAAUCUGAAAAAGUUGUGUCUUCACUAAAUACUAAGUGCGAUCAAUUACAAAAUGAAUUACAGAGAAUACAAUUAGAACAUGCAAAUAUAUUCGAAAACUAUAAAAUUAAACAUACAGAUGAAUUGAACGAUUUAAACAAGAAAUAUGAAAUGGAAAAAUCUCAAUAUAUUGAACAAUUAAAUAUUGAACAUCAAACUGCUUUAAAAAGUGCUGUUGAUAAUGCUAUUUUCAUUAAAGAAAAACAAAUGAAGCAACAGAAUUUAGAACUGAGAAAUCGUUUAAAACAAGUCUUACAAGAGUUAGAAACUAGUAAAAAAUCAUCCACUACUCCAUCACGUCGUGAAAUUGAAUUACAAAAUAUACUACAUGAAACUGAAGAGAAAUUGAAACAAUUACAACUGGAGCAUGCAGAUCAAUGUAAAUCAUUUGAAAAAUUACAAAUAAAAAUUGAGGAAUUAGAAUCAAGGAAUUUGGAAAUUAAUGAUAAUUCUAAAAAGAAUCAACAAGAUUUGUGGGAUCACAAUUGUGAUUCCGUAUCAGAAAUUCACGAAAAGUAUCAAAUGGAAAUAGAAUUAUUAAAAACUGAACAAGCAAAUUAUAUUCAAGAAAUAACAAGAGAAUUUGAACAGAAGUUAUCAACUAAUGAACGUGAAGUGAUCACACGACAAAAUAUUGAAAUUGAUCAAACAUUAACAAAGUUAAAACAAAUGGAACAAAGUCAUUCCGAAAAAUUAGCAUAUUUCGAGGAAACUAUCUCAGACUAUGAUCGUCAGAAUACAAGACUUAAGAAUCGUAUUAUUGAAUUACAAUCGGAGUUAAAACGUUUAACAGAAAAUAAUAAUACCGUUGAAGCUAAAUAUGAACCCAUUAAAGUGGUCGAUACACCUGUUACAACAUCAACCCGACCAAUUGUUUCUCGUCAUGAUGUCGAUGUACAAUGUGAUAUAAAACUCAAUGAAAACAAUUCACUUAUUAACACUACUACCAAUACUAAUAUUUGUAAUCAUGAGAAUGGAACCGUGUCAUCAACUGAAUUAUGUUCUGAAGUAAAUAAUAAUACUCAUCUACAGUCAAAUGAUGAGUGUGAUGAUUGGAUUGAAAAAGUACGUCAAGAAAUACUUCAGUCAGAUUCUAUUGAUUCUUUACACCCAGCAUUGCGCCAAUCUCGAUAUCCUACUUCGGUUCCUAUACGUGAUUAUGAAGCGCUUCAAUUACACAAUACAGAUCUUCAAAAUCAAUUACAACAACUUUCUGCCGAUUUUGAAGCAUUACAAUCUAAAUGUACAGCUGCAUGCAGUAGUGCCAGUAAUAAACAUUCCUUAUUUGAAUCAUUGCAUGUUCAUGCAGUGGAUAGUACAAUUAAACUAAACAAUUCUAGUUUAUCGUUUAAUUCAAUUCCACCUGAUUAUCAACAUGUUUUGCUGACUAGCCCAAGUGAUAAUCGUUUACAUGAGUUAGUUGAAUAUGAAUAUUUGAAAAAUGUUCUCUUCGAGUAUAUGCAAGGACGUGAAACUCAAACAUUGUCAAAAGUUCUAUGCUCGUUAAUGCGUUUCAAUGCAGAUCAAACGCGUAAAGUACUUUCGUAUGAAGAUCAAAAAAGCAAGACAUGGACUAUUCGCACAGUUAUGGAAUGA